Penicillium angulare is the source of this 1386-nucleotide messenger RNA. RefSeq names its product MFS general substrate transporter. Lineage: Eukaryota; Fungi; Ascomycota; Eurotiomycetes; Eurotiales; Aspergillaceae. The record is from RefSeq and is a predicted model, not a curated record. The transcript is spliced from 5 exons. Gene Ontology annotation, molecular function: transmembrane transporter activity. The coding region runs from base 1 to 1386 and encodes 461 amino acids. Gene Ontology annotation, cellular component: membrane. Gene Ontology annotation, biological process: transmembrane transport.
AUGUCACAAAAUAGUCCGACGGCGGAUGCUGCAUCGUUGCCCGAGCCAAAUGCCAUUGAAAAGAAUGUGUUCGUCGAUGGUACCGAUAUUCUUGGAGAUGAAGCAUUACCAAUCGACCCAGAGAUCGAAAGAAGAGUAUUGAGAAAAAUCGACCUAUUUCUCAUGCCCGCAAUGGUCAUCGGCUAUGGAUUGGUUUACUACGAUAAAGCCCUUCUCGGAAAUGCUGCUCUGUUUGGAAUGACCACAGAUCUUCAGCUUUCCGUCACUGAUACCUCUGUCAACCCUCCCACGACUGACACUUCUAGACUAAGCUGGGCAACUUCAAUCUUCUACUUUGGUCAAUUAGCCGGCUCUUAUCCUCUGACAUACGCACUGCAACAUUUCAACACAAGAUAUGUUCUCGGCCCAGUGGUCAUGCUCUGGGCUAUCAUUUGUGCAUCUACCGCCAGCGUGACAACCUGGCAAGGCCUCUUUGUACAACGAUUUUUUCUGGGCUUCACUGAAUCAAUAAUUCCAACUUGUUUUAUGGUGACCGUCAGUGGCUUCUAUACACAAUCAGAACAAGCUCUACGACAAAGUUGGUGGUGGUCAGGAACUGGCUGGUUCACUAUCAUAGGUGGUGCUAUAAGUUACGGGUUCGCUCAAGUUGAGGGAUCACUGAAGCCAUGGCAGUAUGUGUUCGUAUUUGCCGGAGCUCUGACAUUCCUCUUCGGGAUUUGGUGUUUCUUCCUCCCAAAUUCGCCUCUCAACGCGUGGUUCUUGAAUCCUGAGGAGCGGAUCGUGGCUGCAGAGAGGUUGCGGGCUGGCCAAACUGGACUCAAUAACAAGACAAUCAAAUUUUCACAAAUCAAGGAAGCGGUUUUUGAUGUUAAGCUUUGGUUGGUGGCAAUUACAAUGGCAUCUGCGUAUACCGUCAAUGGUGCAGUUUCUGGCUUCGGUCCACUGAUCGUGUCAACGUUUGGUUACUCUACUUUAGAAAGUAUCCUCUUUCAAUUCCCUCUGGGUGGCCUCUCGGGUAUAGGUAUCGUCUCAACUGGCUGGUUAUGCUCAAAGUAUCGCAAUAUUAGGGUCAUAACUUUGGUUCUCUGCUGUCUACCAGUAAUUGCUGGGUUUGCUAUGAUUUGGAAAUCGACUUGGGGUUAUAGGCCGGCCGUACCUGUGGCAGGAUAUACACUACUUGGCUUUUUUGGGCCUGUCGUAGGCCUGACAAUCUCACUCGGAGCCGGAAACGUUGCAGGUGGCACCAAGCGCAGCUUCAUGGCAUCGGCCAUAUUUGUAGCCUAUUGUGUGGGCAAUAUUAUAGGUCCUCAGUUGAUACGCAGCCAAACAAAAAACCAGCACUACCCGGAGCUAUGGACUGGUCUGAUUAUCUGGUCAGUUCUCUAA